CGGUUGCUUCACCGUGAUAUCAGCAGUGGGAAUAUGCUCAUCCUUCCGAAGGUUAUUCAAGCAUCCAAGGGGACGAGUCUAUCCAUCACUUGCGUUGGCGUUUUGAGCGACUGGGAGAUGUCAAAACCAGUCGACGAUCAUCAUGCAGGAUCAAGGACCGCUCAAGCCAUUCGUAUGGGGACUUAUCAGUUCAUGUCGGUGAACGUACUACAGCGCCCUGCACAUCCGGUUACAAUCACGGACGAGCUCGAGUCGUUCUUCCAUGUGCUCCUCUACUUCUGCUUCCGC
Dichomitus squalens LYAD-421 SS1 is the source of this 288-nucleotide messenger RNA. RefSeq lists its product as uncharacterized. The record is from RefSeq and is a predicted model, not a curated record. Gene Ontology annotation, molecular function: ATP binding; protein kinase activity. Lineage: Eukaryota; Fungi; Basidiomycota; Agaricomycetes; Polyporales; Polyporaceae. The transcript has 2 exons. The annotation marks the transcript as partial. Gene Ontology annotation, biological process: protein phosphorylation.